Molecule: messenger RNA, 3798 nt
Organism: Nematolebias whitei (Rio pearlfish)
Lineage: Eukaryota; Metazoa; Chordata; Actinopteri; Cyprinodontiformes; Rivulidae
Gene: nuak1b
Product: NUAK family, SNF1-like kinase, 1b
Exons: 7
Coding region: 782-2782 (666 amino acids)
Biological process (GO): microtubule cytoskeleton organization; intracellular signal transduction; protein phosphorylation
Cellular component (GO): cytoplasm
Molecular function (GO): protein serine/threonine kinase activity; ATP binding; tau-protein kinase activity
Source: RefSeq, a predicted model, not a curated record
GGACAGAAAGAGAAAGAGAAGAAGAAGGGCAGCAGCGCAGCGACCAUGGCCUCAACCACCGCGUCUCAGCGAGAGACAGUGUCCGACCCGAGCGCACCUCUGCCGCCGCCGCCCGCUGCCCGGAGCCCGCAGACCCCCAGGACCCAGAGCCCGGAUGAAUGAGAGGAUCUGGACCGGGGCCGUGGACAAACAUGAGGGUCCUCUUCACACAAAACGCCGGUUUCGUCGCAGCUUUUUCGCCUCUUUUGUGAUGUUGGAGGCGUGUAGGACGAUGUGAACAAAACAGCUGAAUUAUAUCAGUAGAGCAGCGAGGAGAUCAAUUAUUUGGCUUCUUUUUACCCCUUUAUUUCAAUGGGAUAGAGCUUGGAUAUAUAUCUAUUUAUAUUUAAAUCAUAGCCAACAUAUUUGAAUGGAGAACGUGUUCAGCCUCCGGUAAGCACACAGCUGUCGAAAACUGAACACAGUAUAUUUUAAUACGUUAUUAACACUAUAAGAUGCAGCGAUAGCAUGUGUUAGGUUAUUAUGAGACGAUUAUUUUAAAUUAUUUUGGUUAAUUAGUAAUCCGUCACUAUAUUAUAGCAACAUGAAAAGGCAAGUGGAGCCAUUUCUGCCAAUUAUAUCAAUCAAGACAAUCAGUGAAAACUAGAUUCCUCAUGUGAUGAUAUCACUUGUAAUUUAUUUAUUUAUUAUUACUAGUUUUAGUCUGUUAUUAAGCUUAUAGGUGAUAUAGGAUCUUUUUGUUUUGAGUAGGGCGUUGAAUCAUAUUUAACAGUGUAGUGAGAUGGAGAGCGCUCGUUUAUCCCCCCGCCGGGGGGCCACCCGGCUGGAGGCUCAAUUGAGAGGCACAGGCGGAGCAGAGUGCACGGCGGCUGGGGGGGUCCUUCCCCCAGGUAACCCCGCUCCACCUCCACCUGCUCCCGGCAGCUCACCUGAGGAGCCCCCGGCCUACAACAGCAGCGACGGCCGGAGGAGCUCGGGCGUGAAGAAGCACCACCACAAGCACAACCUGAAGCACCGCUACGAGCUCCUGGAGACGCUCGGGAGAGGCACCUACGGCAAGGUGAAGAAGGCCAUCGAGCGGCACUCCGGCAGAGAAGUAGCUAUCAAAUCAAUUCGGAAGGAGAAGAUCAAGGAUGAGCAGGACAUGGUGCACAUCCGCAGAGAGAUUGAAAUUAUGUCAUCCCUCCGCCACCCACACAUCAUCUCUAUUUAUGAAGUGUUUGAGAACAAGGACAAAAUUGUGAUUGUGAUGGAGUAUGCCAGUAAGGGUGAGCUGUAUGACUACAUCAGUGAGCGCCGGCGCCUGAGCGAACGGGAGACGCGACACUUCUUCAGACAGAUAGUGUCUGCUGUGCACCACUGCCACAAGAACGGUGUAGUGCACAGAGAUCUGAAACUGGAAAAUGUGCUACUGGAUGAAAACUGUAAUAUUAAGAUUGCUGACUUUGGGUUGUCCAACAUCUACCAUAAGGAUAAACUGCUACAAACUUUCUGUGGCAGCCCGCUCUAUGCUUCACCGGAGAUCGUCAAUGGAAGACCGUACCGUGGCCCAGAGGUGGACAGCUGGGCUCUUGGGGUGUUGCUGUACACCCUGGUGUAUGGAACUAUGCCAUUUGAUGGGGGAGACCACAAGAACCUCAUUCGCCAGAUAAGCAAUGGCGAGUACAAAGAGCCCGCUCAGUCCUCAGAUGCUCGAGGACUAAUCCGUUGGAUGCUGAUGGUAAACCCAGAGCGCCGAGCCACAGUGGAAGACAUAGCUAACCACUGGUGGGUCAACUGGGGCUGGAAGAACAGUGUGUGUGACUGCGAGACCCAACGAGAACAUCGAGGUUCGCCCAUGCUGGCCCGUUUCAUUGACUGGCAAAACCGAACCGAGCCGCGAGGAACUGGAGCCAAAGUUGCUGCCAUGCCCAAUAUGCUACGCCAGAGGCCCAAAAAAUUAAAAAAGGAAAAUGUUGAGGCCGGACAGUCCCAUAGUGGAGCUGAGGAUAAGCCAGGUUUGAAGAGACCCAAGGGCAUUUUGAAGACCAGGGUCACUGAGGACCAGCAGUCGGCCAGUCUUGAAGAAGGGGCGGUGGGUCAAGCAGCUCUGCCUCUACAAGCUGAAGGUGGAGAUGAAGCUUCCAGCCCAGACAGAGAGGAAGAAGAGCCGACUCUGGGAGAAGGUUCGCCGGCUAAGAUGGUGCCCUCUCUACCCAAGAAAGGCAUCUUGAAAAACAACCAACAGCGGGAAUCAGGGUACUAUUCAUCCCCGGAGCGCAGCGAGUCCUCUGAGCUUUUAGGGGGGGCUAGUAUGUCUGUUGUAGCCACCUCCCCACCCAAAAGAGCAAUGGGGAGAAAGGGCAUCCUCAAGAGAAAUGGAAAGUACUCCACCUACAGUGGGCCACCCUCAUCAGCAACAGUAAUGGGGAUCAUUGGUGAACCUCCUCCCCCAGCGGACUCAGGUUUGUCGCGCAGUCAAAGUCGCCCCUCCAGCAUAGUAGGGGAGGACAGCUCCGUCCUGUCACUGUCACCAAGUUCCCUCAGCGGGGCUGAGUGGCACUCCUCCACUCCACACCUCCGCCCAAACAUCAGGGCCUGCGUCUCGGCCGAAAACCUGCUGCAGCUCGCCAACUUCAAGGGUUUCCAGGCCGCUCCGCCAUUUCAGGGACCUAAGAUUAGCCGGGGCCCCAAAGCAAAGGGCUCCCCAGGAGACAAUGGCAGCUUCUGUUUGCUGGGGGAUCUGGAGGACAUGACUCAGGUGUACCAGCAAGCCCUGGACAUCAGCAGCAAGCUCACGUAAGAGCCGGGUGGCAGAGAGAGAAGAAGCAGAGGGUUCCAAGCACAGCUCCGUGUGUGUGUAGUGUGUGUGUUUGUGUGUGUGGCAAUAACGACCAGUGUGUUACUGGGAUACCUUUGGGAGGUUGCAAGUUUAUAAAUUACCGGAAAGCAGAAAUGUUGAUGCAGAAGAUAUGUUUGUGCUCACGCACACGAACACACUCCGAUGCGCACACGUAGGGGCACUUCUCAGGCCAACAGGUGGAUCAGAUUUUGGUGAAGAGAAAAGACUCAGCUGGCACACGAGAACGCCACCCAGUCGGCUUUCUCGGCCCACCCGGAGACUUUGCUGCAUUCAACAUGUUUACAUAUUUAGCACGAAGGCAAGUUUGAAUCACAAACGCACCGACCAGAAACUGGUUGGCUCUCUUUGUACGCCACCCAUAGGAGUUUACAGAAGCACCUUAAAACUCGCAUGGAGCACAUGCUGUUGUGAUCUUUACUUCCCUUAUAAAAGAAGAAACAAACCAGGGUCUUGUUUAAAAAAAAAUCAAUUAUUUAUUUAUAUUUUUAAGCUUUAGUUGCAGAUGUCAAACUGGUGGGUGGCUGGCUGUUACUGGAAGAGUUUGAAGCUCCUUGUUUCCAAUGCUUUAUGUGAAACUGACAUAUAUAAUUCUAUUACUCAGUGAUAAGAACACGUAUACCUUCAUCUUACAUAACUGUGUUUGCGCAUGUAAAAAAAAUGCAAGCAUAUAUUUCUUCCUAAAAGUGUAUGUCCUGUGUAUGAUACUAGAGAAUAGGUAGGAAGUGCCUUUUUUGAUUCAUAACUAAAAUUAUAUAUGUCAUUUCCUUAAUGUAGAGGGCAAAGCCAGGCCACCCGACGACCAGUUGUUGUUUUAUGCUGUUUGUGAAUGUGGAGAAACCCGGGGCCUUCAGAGCAUAGCUGACUCACUUCAUUUAGGGUUCAAAGGUAAACGCCAGGUAAAUCAAACUCCUUUUUUUCUACUAGCUUUUUCUAGGCCACUUUGGGGAAAAAACUCU